Messenger RNA from Micromonas commoda, 1551 nucleotides. RefSeq lists its product with no specific name. The record is from RefSeq and is a predicted model, not a curated record. The transcript has a single exon. The coding region runs from base 1 to 1548 and encodes 515 amino acids. Lineage: Eukaryota; Viridiplantae; Chlorophyta; Mamiellophyceae; Mamiellales; Mamiellaceae.
AUGGGCGCCGAGUCGAAGGGUAUCCUGAAGCCGAGUCGCUUCUCCGCGCAUGUGGAUGAACCAGCCGCGCACGCGGAUGAAGGGGACGCGACCCCGUCGGCUACGCAGACGACGCACUACAAGGAGUUCCACAGCAGAGUGGCGGAUGUCUUCGCCAACCUGGGACCGGGGAUCUGCGGGAGCGGCUCGACAGGCGGAGCUUCCGACCCGAAGGGCUCACAUCAGUCCCCCGCUGAAGCCGUUUGGAUGCCAGCAAACACCACCGUGACGCGCAGAGGCGCCAGAGACGACUACAGCGACGACGACGACGAUGAUGAGGACGAGGACGGGCGCAUCGGGCGCCCCAAGCGAAACGGGAACGACGACUCUUCCGACGACAGUCGGGACGAUCCCUCCGAUGAGGACGACGAAGAAGACCGACCCACGUUCGAUCACACCGCGUCCAACGCGGAGGUCAGCGAGGUCCGCCGUCAGCGGCAAAAAGCUCGCUGGGCCGAGGACCUGGACUGCCUGGAGAGCGACGAGGAGGGCGACGACGACCAGAAGAAGAUGGCCAAGCUCGGGCGGAGCGUCGGCCGGUGCUCCGCGCUCAACGACGAGGAGGAGUUCGACUGCUACGACACGCUCGCGAUGACGGGGAUGAAUCGAAGGCAGCCGAUGGAUCGCAACGGCGAGGGCGGGAUCGACGUGGCGAGGAUACGGAGGCUGGUCGAAGGCGACGACGACGAGUUCGAGGAGGUCGACAAGGAGGACGUGGGGUUCACGAAAGUUCUCGCGUCAAACGAAUACGAACGAAGGAUACUGGCGAGGGAGGGCAAGGACGCACCCGACGAGGACGAGGACGAGGACGAGGACGAGGACGAGGACGAGGACACACCCGACGAGGCCGCAGCCGCCGCUGCCGGAGUCGGAGCGGCGACGGUCGAUCCAGUCGCGGAUGGCGCGGCGGCGGCGGGGAGGCGUAAGCGGGGCGGGUUCGGCGGGGCGUACGUGCCUCCGAAUAAAAGGGCGAAGGGGGAGCCCGGGGCGGCGCCAACCCGCGGCGUCGCUUGGGACGAUUCCGUGCCCGAGGUGACAAGGCCCAGGUUUGGCGGGUCUCGCGGUCGCGGUGGGGGAAGAGGACGCGGCAGAGGCGUCCCCGAUCACGUCAAGAACCCCCACAAAUAUACGUGCUACACGCUCGACGAACCUCUGACAGUCGGCGGGGGCGGCGGUGUCGGGGACGGGUUUAAGGAGAUGGAGGCUGCCCGCCGCGCUGCUUCAGCGGCUGCAGCCGCGAGGGAUGCGACGCCUAACGAACGAUCGUUACCCGCGGCCCCGACGGAGAAGCCUGUUUUCCAGCUGUCGGCUGCAGCCGCGGCGAGACGGGACGCCAGGCGAGGGGAGAAGAAGAAAGCCGGGUCUGCGACUGUCGCGGGCGUGAAGAUAGACUUUGCGCACGACGAUGAGGACGAUGAGGGCGGCGCGGAGGAUGGGAAUCGUUCGGGGCUCGGCGGGAGUAAGAAGCGCGCGCGUAACUUCAGGAAGAAAGCCGCUGAGGACGACUGAUGA